This is a messenger RNA of Mangifera indica (mango), 2306 nucleotides long. Its product is annotated as probable beta-1,4-xylosyltransferase IRX14H. NCBI's taxonomy places the organism in Eukaryota, Viridiplantae, Streptophyta, Magnoliopsida, Sapindales, Anacardiaceae. Gene Ontology annotation, biological process: glucuronoxylan biosynthetic process; plant-type secondary cell wall biogenesis. Gene Ontology annotation, cellular component: Golgi membrane. Bases 332 to 1882 code for a protein of 516 amino acids. The transcript is spliced from 3 exons. The record is from RefSeq and is a predicted model, not a curated record. Gene Ontology annotation, molecular function: xylosyltransferase activity; galactosylgalactosylxylosylprotein 3-beta-glucuronosyltransferase activity.
GGAAAAGUGUUUUUAAACCAAACCGUGGAAAAUGUAAUUCAAAGUCUUCCCUGUCCAAAAACACAGCAGUUUCAGGGUCCUCUGCUCACCCUCACCUUCAACCUCAACCUAAAGGGCUAACGUCCCUUUCUUCUUUCGUCACUGUAGCAAAGCAGAUAGUUGCUAAUCAACCAAAAACAGCAAUCAAUCACCAACUCUUAUUCGUUUUAUUCUUAAUUCUCAAGUAAUCUUUUGAUUAAACUGCACUUUACCCAUAACCAACUUACUCACCAAAUCAAAUACCUGUCCUCUCAGUUGAGUUCUUUCUCUCUCUAUUCCCACCAACCUAAACAUGAAGCUCUCCGCCUUGCAUCAGAGCUACUUGAAUCGCCGGACCAAUAGCUUUAGAGGAUCAGCACCGUUGGAUUCCUCAUCCGACACUGCCAUCAAGUCGCCGGCCGCCGUUUUCUGGCUCCUCCUUCAUGGUCUCUGCUGUUUAAUCAGUUUGGUUCUCGGUUACCGUUUUUCUCGCUUGGUGUUUUUUUUCCUAUUUUCAACUUCUGCAACUACAACCAAUUUCUACACCGCGCCGUUUCGAAACGCGGCUACUGACCUCGCGACCACUGUUCUGUCUUCGAAUCCGACGGUCACUAAUAAUGUUGAAGUUCCAGUUGUGAACAAAACGACGCCGAGCUCGAACUCGAGAGUGGUGGUGGGUCGGCAUGGGAUCCUGAUCCGGCCGUGGCCCCACCCUAACCCGACGGAGGUGAUGAAAGCGCAUAGAUUAAUCGAGAGAGUGCAGAAAGAGCAGAGAGCUCAUUUUGGUGUGAAAAAUCCGAGAACGGUGAUUGCUGUGACUCCUACUUAUGUAAGGACGUUCCAAACGCUUCACUUGACUGGUGUGAUGCACUCGCUUAUGCUGGUGCCGUACGAUCUGGUGUGGAUCGUGGUGGAGGCAGGUGGAGUGACCAACGAAACGGCGUCGUUGAUUUCCAAGUCUCAAUUAAGGACCAUCCAUGUUGGGAUUAAGCAAAGAAUGUCUAAUUCGUGGCAGGAAAGGCAUAAAUUGGAGGCCAAAAUGAGGCUCCGCGCUUUGAGAGUUGUGAGAGAAGAGAAGCUGGAUGGGAUUGUGAUGUUUGCGGAUGAUAGUAAUAUGCACAGUAUGGAGCUGUUCGAUGAAAUUCAAAAUGUGAAAUGGUUUGGUGCUGUCUCGGUUGGAAUUCUUGUUCAUUCAGAAGAUCCAGAUGAGCCAUCAUUAGUGCUGAAGGAGAAAGAGGAUGGUGCAGAGAGCUCACCAGUGCCUGUUCAAGGACCAGCUUGUAACUCAUCCAAUAAGUUGGUUGGUUGGCACACUUUUAAUUCCUUGCCAUAUGCUGGGAAGGCUGCAACUUACAUUGAUGAUAGGGCAACUGUGAUUCCCAGGAAGCUGGAAUGGGCUGGGUUUGUUUUGAGUUCCAGGUUACUUUGGAAGGAAACCGAUGAUAAGCCAGAGUGGGUGAAUGAUCUGGAUUUACUGGAUGGGGUUGAGGAUAUAGAGAGUCCACUGUCUCUGUUGAAGGACCAUUCCAUGGUGGAGCCACUUGGAAGCUGUGGGCGCCAAGUUUUACUUUGGUGGCUACGUGUUGAAGCUCGUGCUGAUAGCAAGUUCCCUCCAGGAUGGAUAAUCGACCCACCAUUGGAGAUUACUGUCCCAGCAAAACACACACCAUGGCCAGAUGCCCCUCCUGAACUCCCAUCUACAGAAAAGUUAGUGACGAGCAUGCAGGAGCAGACAGUGAAGCAUUCUGCAAAAACUCGAACACCCAGAUCAAAACGCAGUUCUCGAAGUAAGAGAAAGCGUGAACCAAAAGUGAUAGACCCACAGGUUUCUUCAAGGCAUUCUGAACAAAAAACUGAAAAGUAGCCUUGUGGUGUGAAUUUAGAGUACUGCUAUAGCCUAAAGCACCAAGAAAUUUAUUUCCUGAGAGGGACAUACAGAGGUUCAUGCUGAAUUGGGGGAUACAGAAGACUAGGCAAAUCUUGCAGCUGGCUGUUGGAUACAUCGUCUUGUGGUUUGAGGGUUACUCCUAAGCAUCACAUAUUUUUUCUUUCUUUCUUUCCUCCUUUCUGUUUUUUUUUUUUUUUAAAUGGAAGAGCAAUUCAACUAAGACCUGCCACAUUGUUAACCUUGCAGGAAAGCUUGUUUCUGACGUGCUUAAAAUUUUAUACAUAAUCUUUUGAUAGGAAUCAUGGUGGUGUUCAAUUGUUGAAUUUAGUAAAAAUGAUACCAGUUGUAAUAAAUUUUAUUUCAUUCAUUGCUAAAAGAAAAUAUAAAAUUAUUCCUUGCA